Molecule: messenger RNA, 1326 nt
Organism: Suillus discolor
Lineage: Eukaryota; Fungi; Basidiomycota; Agaricomycetes; Boletales; Suillaceae
Exons: 5
Coding region: 130-1326 (398 amino acids)
Biological process (GO): glucan catabolic process
Source: RefSeq, a predicted model, not a curated record
UUUCAUGCUUUAAAUCCCUUGAACGUUCCUUCAGCGUUUCUUUGUUCCACUUUCCACGUCCUUCUCUUUAAAUUUCCUUUCGUUUAAUCCUUUGGACAACUGCUUUCCCUUACUUUCUUUUGCCUCACGAUGUACACACUCUGUAAGCUCUUUCUAGCCGCUCUUUCGUUGACCACCCUGGUUGGUGCUCACCAUCCGUCGCAUGCGCACUCGCGUCACCGCCGUACUGCUGGCCAUAGACAGUCUACCAACAAAAUUUACACAUUUCAAGACUUUUAUCAGGGGGAGGAUUUCAUCAAUGAUUGGGACUUUUUCACGGGUUCGGACCCCACCAGUGGCAAUGUCAACUACCAAAGCAAAUCGGAGGUACAGUCCAAGGGACUUGCAUACGUCAAUGACUGUGAUAGUUCGACAGUUCUUGCAGUAGAUUCAAACAGCGCCGUGGCUCCCGGCGGCAAUCGUGACUCUGUCCGUAUUACAUCUCAGAAAAGCUAUAAUGGCGGUCUUUUUGUCAUUGACGCCUUGAACAUGCCUGUCGGCUCGGGUGAAAUCGACAUUGUCGAGGGCGUGAAUAACCAGGCGACAAACCAAAUGACUCUUCAUAGUGGCACGAGCCAAAGUUGUACUAUCGCAAAGUCAGGUGUUAGUGCCGAUCUGUUUACUGGCCAGGUCCUCGGGACUGACUGUUACAGUACUGGUAAUGCGGACGCAGGCUGCGGCGUUGUGGACGCGGACACAUUGUAUUGCAUCUCUUUCUCAUGCGUCAGUUGGGAUCUAGUAAUGUGUCCUUGUGGCAGUUCUUUUGGAUAUGGCUUCAACAAUGCGGGGGGCGGUGUCUUUGCGCUUCUGUGGGACACCUCUUCUGGAAUGUCAGUGUGGCACUUUGCUCGUUCUAAAAUCCCUGCAGAUCUUACGGCGCAAACGCCCAACCCUUCUACUUGGGGCACUCCAGCUGGUUUCUGGUCUGCACAGAGUUGUGACAUUUCAGCCAAUUUCUACGACCACAAGAUGACAGAGGGCUUCGAAAUCCAGUCUCGACAAACUGCGUUAGCAUUCAAGAAACAAGCCAAGUACUUCUUAUCUGUGUCUGACCGUGCUUUUCGUUACCAUAACAGUUUCAUAUUCGUCCUGCUGAACAUAUUGCAGCGUCGACAGGCUCAUUUCCAGACCUAUUUCACCGUGGGCAAAUCAAACUUUGAUAGUGUUGCUCGUAAACUCACGACUGUGUCACCAGUACUACUCAAGCGUUUGGCUGUUAAGCUGGAACAGGAACAAAAAUUGGUUAGCCCUACCCCUGAAGAACGUAAUGCCCUGCAACUUUUGUAG